This is a messenger RNA of Arctia plantaginis, 1437 nucleotides long. NCBI's taxonomy places the organism in Eukaryota, Metazoa, Arthropoda, Insecta, Lepidoptera, Erebidae. The record is from the annotation of a GenBank genome assembly.
AUGGCGUACUAUACUAGUAAUAGUUUAUUUCCUACUACUGUACCAAUACCUAACGGUUUUCCGGUUCAAAUAGAUAAGAAACCGAAAAACAAAAUCAUAUUUCUCGACGUUACUCCAGUCCGGACCCCAGUAAAACCCAUCUCACGAAAUUCAAUAGCCCCGAUGAGAAAUAACCUCAUAGACGUUAAGUUUUCCAAUGACAUAAUCUACGAAAAUAUUAAACCAGUAUUCACAAUUCUGAGAAUAAUGGGUGUCCUGCCAAUUACUAGACCGACUGCUGGAAUAAAUGAAUUUCAAGUGGGCUCACCCUCCAUGUUGUAUUCUUUCAUAUUGUACUGCUCCUUGAUCAGCUACGUGUUGUACUUGUCUCUCCACAAAGUUCAAAUUCUACGUACUGCUGAGGGCAAGUUCGAGGAAGCCGUUAUUGAAUAUCUGUUUACCGUUUACUUAUUUCCGAUGAUAACAGUCCCGGUAUUGUGGUAUGAGACUCGCAAGAUUGCAGAAGUUCUUAAUGGCUGGGUUGAUUUCGAGAUUAUUUACAAACAGUUAUCAGGUCGUUCUCUUCCCGUCAAACUGUACAAGAAGGCAUUGCUCAUCGCAAUCACCAUUCCUAUUUUGUCAACAACUACUGUAAUUGUGACCCAUGUGACUAUGGUGCAUUUCAAGCCUAUGCAACUCGUGCCAUACGUAUUUUUGGAGAUUUUAACCUACAUGCUUGGCGGCUACUGGUAUCUACUUUGUGAGACUCUUAGCAUCUGUGCUAAUGUCUUAGCAGAAGAUUUCCAACAGGCGCUUCGCCAUAUCGGUCCAGCAAGUAAAGUUGCAGAAUAUCGUGCUCUUUGGCUUCGUUUGAGUAAACUCUCUCGUGAUACAGGUAUUGCCAAUUGCUAUACCUUCACUUUUGUCAAUCUGUAUCUUUUCCUUAUCAUUACCCUAUCUAUCUACGGACUCUUGAGCCAGAUAUCUGAAGGAUUCGGAAUAAAGGAUAUUGGUCUCGCUCUGACUGCAUUCUGUAGUAUCUUUCUGUUGUUCUUCAUCUGUGAUGAAGCUCACUACGCUUCUCAUAAUGUACGAACAAACUUCCAAAAGAAAUUGUUAAUGGUGGAAUUAUCCUGGAUGAACACUGACGCCCAAACCGAGGUAAACAUGUUUCUAAGAGCUACUGAAAUGAAUCCCUCUCAAAUUAGUUUAGGAGGAUUCUUCAAUGUCGACAGAACUCUGUUUAAAUCACUUUUGGCAACUAUGGUCACAUAUCUGGUUGUCUUGCUGCAAUUCCAGAUUAGCAUCCCCGAUGAGGGUCAAGACCAAGCUCCUCAUAACGAUGACAAUUCUUACAACAUCAGCAGUGCAACGACCGAAUCUAUGACUACAUCAACUACAGUUAUAACUACUAUUCUCACCACUCUUGGCAAGGAAAAAAAAGAAAAACUAGUUUAG